CGCUAACUUCACGGACAUAGUUUUCCCCUACAUCUGGAUGCGCUUUUCCUCUACAGCAUUCUCUACAUUACCAGCGCAUUCAUUACAAAAUACAAAAACAAUUUAUCGGGCGCGUUAUGCUUUUUUAAUUUCAAUUUGUUAUGUGAUUUAUAUGUAGAAUAAAUGAAUUAUAGUACCAGUAGUGUGUUUAUAUACCUUGUAUAGUACUGACUGCUGCAGAAGAAACACUCAAACACUGGACGUUGACAUGGAUCAAGAAGUGGAUAUUAGCAUCAUCAUCCCAGUCCACAAUGCCGAGCGGUGGCUAGCUGCCUGCCUGCAGUCAGUAGCGGACCAGGACCAGGACCCCAGUCUCCGGGUGGAGGUGUCUGUAUAUCUGGACGGCAGCACUGACCAGUCAGCUGCCAUUUUGGAACAUUUCAGCUGCCAGCUGCGGCAGAAAGGAUACACAGUGGUUGUGUCCUCUGGUACUCCUGCCCAUGGAGUCGGAUACGCCAAGAAUCGAGCUGUAGCUCAGAGCUUGGGAAGUUUUCUUUGUUUUCUGGAUGCUGAUGAUGUGAUGAGACCCUGCCGUCUCCGAUGCCAAUACGAGGAGGCUGCCAAAUUUCCGGAUGCGAUCGUUGGCGGUCGGUUUGUUCGUGAACCGGCAGACUCCACCGAACGUUACACCCGCUGGGCCAAUCAGCUGUCGCCGCGUCAGCUGACGCAGCAGGUGGUGACGUCACACGGUCCGACAGUCAUCAUGCCAACCUGGUUCUGCAGUCGCGCCGUGUUCGAUCGCGUGGGCGGGUUUGACGAGUCUGGUCGCGGCACUCCGGAGGACCUGAUAUUCUUCUACCGACACCUGGACCUGGGCGGUACGGUACGCCGCGUACCCGACGAGGUACUGGUGUACCGGUACCAUCCGGACGCGGUCACCUUCACCAUACAUGAAGACACUAUCUGGGCGCUAAGGCUAGAGAGGCUCUGUCGGCACUGGCUGGACGGAUGGACAGCCGGUUUUACCAUAUGGAACGCCGGAAAACAGGGUAGGAAACUGUACCGAAGCCUGCCCGACGAGCUGAGAGACAGGGUUCUGGCCUUUUGCGAUGUGGAUGAGCGCAAACUUCACCAGGGAGUUUACAUCUACGAAAACAGCGAGCUCAGGCCCAAACCACGAGUGCCCAUUGUGCAUUUCAGCAAGGCUCAAAAGCCGUUUGUGAUCUGUGUGAAAAUGGACCUUACGGGCGGGCAGUUUGAGAAGAACCUGGCGAGCUUGGGUUUAGAGGAGACAAAAGACUAUGUCAUGUUCAGCUGAGUGUCUUUGGCGUUUGUCAGGUAGGGUAUGUCUCUACAGACAUACCACUAAUGUGAUAUUGUCAUGCAUUGAUCAUUGUUAUAGCACACUCCACAUUCGUCUACAUUACUGACGUCAUGCUUUGGAAACAGCUGAUACAUGCGUUUCCAAAGAUUAUCAUUGCAAAAUCCACUUGUUCAGCGCUUGAAUGUAGAACUAUGUCGUUACUUGCGUUGUUAUUUUGUGCUCGCAGUCGGGCGUCAGCUGAUAUUUUGCGUUAUGCAAAAUGAGGAUAUACAUAGUGGUUUUCGUAUUUCCCCAAGCUGCUGUUAAGUAUUUGACCACAUCGUGUUAAGUACCGGCAUCACCAUUUUUUUCCAUCGACUUAUUCCAAUACAAGACUCUUUGCUCUCCCCAUG
This is a messenger RNA of Amphibalanus amphitrite, 1695 nucleotides long. RefSeq names its product UDP-GlcNAc:betaGal beta-1,3-N-acetylglucosaminyltransferase-like protein 1. Lineage: Eukaryota; Metazoa; Arthropoda; Thecostraca; Balanomorpha; Balanidae. The record is from RefSeq and is a predicted model, not a curated record. The coding region runs from base 248 to 1297 and encodes 349 amino acids. The transcript is spliced from 8 exons.